GUGUCUGUAAGUGCUGUAAACUUAUGCGGCUUAGUACUGGAUCGUUUUACUGCCAUCAUCCAUCCUCUAAGAUACAUUACUUUGAUGACUCGCCCUCGAAUUAUUCAAGUUAUUUUCUUCUCUUGGGUUCUACCAGUUAGUUUUAAUGUGCUAAAAGUUAUCCUUUAUACGUUUUAUUUCAAAACAAUUCCUGCCCCCGUUUUUAUUUGGCUGAGUAUUAUUUUCUUCGAGUUCCUACCAAGUGUUGUCUUAAUGCUCUUCUUUGUAUCAAUGAUAUUUCACGUACGCAGGCUUGGUCGGUUAGCACGCAUCGUAGCAGAGCAGCUACGUUUUAACCAUCAGAUGUCGUUUAAAAUCCAUCACCAGAGGUCUGCAGUAAUAAUGAUGGGUCUUGUGAUAGGAGUGUUUCUUGUUUGCUAUGGGAUGUAUCUGCGUUGCAGUUUUACAAUACUAUUCCACACCACCUCAUGUAAAGAUGAAAACUACAAAAUUCCUUUCUUGGUUUUAAACUCAGCCAUUAACCCUCUGGCUUAUGCCUUUUUCAAAAGAGACAUAAAGAAAGAGUUUAAUUGA
Porites lobata is the source of this 573-nucleotide messenger RNA. Lineage: Eukaryota; Metazoa; Cnidaria; Anthozoa; Scleractinia; Poritidae. The record is from the annotation of a GenBank genome assembly.